This is a messenger RNA of Impatiens glandulifera, 711 nucleotides long. RefSeq lists its product as uncharacterized. Lineage: Eukaryota; Viridiplantae; Streptophyta; Magnoliopsida; Ericales; Balsaminaceae. The transcript is spliced from 4 exons. The coding region runs from base 1 to 711 and encodes 236 amino acids. The record is from RefSeq and is a predicted model, not a curated record.
AUGCAUAAUCCUCUAGGACCAAGCUUCAAAUGGAAUAGAAAUCAUCCACCUGAAUUGAUAAUCGGUAAUCCUAAUGCUUCUCUUAGGAUAAGAUACCAAUUACUAGAUGAAAUGGCAAACUCUGCCUUUAUUUCUCGAAUUGAGCCAAAGAAGAUUAAUGAAGCACUACUUGAUCCAGAUUGGAUCAAUGCGAAGUACACCAAAGAGCUGCUAAAGAAGUUUGGCAUGGAGAACUGCUCUGCUCCAGCUACUCCAAUGAUCUCUUCCAUAAAGCUUGACAAAGAUGAAGAUGGCCAAAGUGUCGACAUCACUGCUUAUAGAGGGAUCAUUGGCUCGUUUCUCUACCUCACUACUAGCCGACCAUACAUUCAGUUUGUUGUCGGUACUAUGCAUGUUGCAAGAUUGAUUGGAAGAGUACUAGUAGGACGUGCCAAUUCCUUGAUGAGGGACUACGACAUUAAGGCGAACAAAUCACCGGUUUUUUGCGAUAACACCAGUGCCAUAGCGAUUACAUACAACCCAGUGUUGCAUUCUCGGACGAAGCAUAUCGACAUUCGACACAAUUUCAUCCGGGAAUAUGUUAGUCAGAAACAUAUUCGUCUGGAAUAUGUCCCAACGGAUCAACAAGUGGUAGACAUGUUCACAAAGCCUCUUCCCGAGAUUAUGUUUUCGUACUUUAGAAAUGUUUUGGGUCUUGUAGACCUAAAUUAA